AUGGAUAAUCUCCAAUGUGCUACCGGCCAGAGCAAAGCAGAUUACUCUGAUAGCUCUGCAAUAGUAUGUGAUAAUGGUUCUCAUACGCUGAAAGUUGGUUUUGCGGGUGAACAUUUACCCCAAAUAUUAAUUCCAACUAGACAUGGAGAACAACGGGAAGAACUUGUCCUACUGGGAUCUUCACAAAGACCCGUUUAUGGUGGUCAGUUUUGCCAAGACAACCAGGGUAUUUUAAAAACCAGUGUUCCGAUAGAUGAUUGCAUUAUUACUGAUUGGGAUGCUAUGGAAGACGUUUGGUUUCAUAUGUUCUACGAACAGUUAAUGAUACCACCAGAAAAUUAUGCGAUUUUGCUCACAGAGCCGGUUCAUAAUCCAAUUCCGAGUCGUGAAAAACUUUAUGAGGUCAUGUUCGAAGUGUUCAACGUGCCCCAGAUGUCAUUGAUAAACAAGUCGUCACUUGCCCUGUACAGCAUCGGCAAGACCACUGGUCUGGUGGUCGAUUCCGGAUACCAGAGCACACAAAUCGUUCCCAUUUACGAAGGAUUUCCGAUCACGCACGCUUUAAGAUGUAUGCCAAUCGGCGGAUGGCACUUGACUCAGUUCCUCAAGGAAAUGAUUAACGGCCGAGGUUAUAGCUUGACCACGAUGAAAGACUGGGGAAGAAUUAAACACAUAAAAGAAGAGUUCUGCUACAGUGCUGUAGACUUUGAAAAAGAACUGGCAAAUUUUGGCAAGGACAAGGAACAGAGAUACACGCUGCCAGACGGAAUGAUAGUAAACAUCAAUAAUGAAGCCAUUCGAUGCCCCGAAGCGCUGUUUAAUCCCUCUUUGCUCACACACGCCGUCAACCAGCCCGUCAAGGAUGGCAUUCACAACAUGGUACAAGAUUCUAUUGGCGAUUGUAACGUCAACGAACGAAACGACCUGUACGAUAACAUCUUGUUGGCCGGCGGCAACACGCUGUUCUCGGCGUUUCCUGAACGGUUAAAGGCGAUGAUCGACGAGGGGUUGCCCGGCACGGAGGUUAGGAUCACCGCGCCGCCCGAGCGCGAGUAUUCCACUUGGAUCGGUGGCUCCGUGGUGGCAUCGUCGUCGUACUUUCAACGGGUGUGCAUCAAUCGCGCCGAUUAUGGCGAGCAAGGCUCGAAGAUAGUGCAACUAAAGAACAUACGAAACAUACAAGAAUGA
Molecule: messenger RNA, 1188 nt
Organism: Myzus persicae (green peach aphid)
Lineage: Eukaryota; Metazoa; Arthropoda; Insecta; Hemiptera; Aphididae
Product: actin-like
Exons: 5
Coding region: 1-1188 (395 amino acids)
Source: RefSeq, a predicted model, not a curated record